AGAGAAACUAGCUGGCGAGUUUUUGUUCUGAACUAGUCCUCUACAGCAUUAUUUUUUGAACCGUACAGCCUGUUUCAGUGAAUGGCUAGCAAGAUUGGGAAACUUGCAAACCCUCCACCUUGUAAGGGAAGGCUGGUCACAGUGCUUAGCAUCGAUGGUGGCGGUGUAAGAGGCAUAAUCCCAGGAACCAUCCUUGCCUUCCUCGAAUCAAAACUCCAAGAUCUUGAUGGAAAGGAUGCAAGGAUAGCAGACUACUUUGACAUCAUUGCUGGAACAAGUACAGGAGGGCUAGUGACCGCAAUGCUUACGACUCCCAAUAAGGAUAAUCGCCCACUCUUUGCCGCAAAGGAUAUCACCAAGUUCUAUUUAGAGCACUGCCCCAAGAUUUUCCCUCAAAAGACUGGGAUUCUGUCUUCAAUUACUAAGUUGUUUACUGCAGUCACUGGGCCCAAAUAUGAUGGGAAGUAUCUGCACCUCAAAGUACGAGAAUUACUUGGUGAAUCAAGGCUUCAUCAAGCUCUAACUAACAUAGUUAUUCCAGCUUUUGAUAUUAAGUUUCUUCAGCCCACCGUCUUUUCCACCUUUGAGGCAAGGAAUACACCUCUGAAAAAUCCUCUUCUAUCUGAUAUAUGCAUUAGCACAUCUGCAGCUCCAACCUAUCUUCCUGCCCACUACUUUGAAACAAAAGAUGCCCAAGGAAACAAACAAAGCUUUAAUCUUGUCGACGGAGGGGUUGCAGCAAAUAAUCCAACAUUAGCAGCGAUGAGCCAAAUUGCAAAGGAGGUCUGUGUGGAAAACAAAGACUUCCAUUCCAUCAAACCAGUGGACUAUAGCAAAUUCCUUGUAAUCUCUCUUGGGACCGGAUCAGCAAAGUUGGAAGAGAAGUUCACUGCACAGGAGGCAUCCAAAUGGGGUGUACUAGGAUGGUUGUACGACAGUGGUGAUACGCCAUUGAUCAACGCUUUUACUCAAGCCAGUGCCGAUAUGGUUGAUAUCCAUUUAUGUGCAAUGUUCCAAGCGCUCGCUUGCAGGGAAAACUAUCUUCGCAUACAGGAUGACAACUUGAUUGGAAGCACAUCAUCUGUGGACGUCUCAACAAAGGAGAACUUGCUAAAGCUUGUGCAAAUUGGGAGUGAUCUUCUCAAGAAGCAUGUGUCGAGGGUGAACUUGGAGACUGGCUUGUUUGAGGAGGUCAAAGGGGACGUAACCAAUGAAGAAGCGCUCACACGUUUAGCCAAGCGUCUCUCUGAUGAAAGACGGUUGAGGUUUGGGGAGAUGCGUGACAACUGAUAGCAUGGCUUAGCCCUGCUUUGCAAUGGUUUUUAACCCACAAUAUGUUUCCGUUACCAAGGUGUAAUUUUAAGUUUGCUUGGAGCACAAUAACCUCCUAAUCCUGCGACAGCUGUGUGUUUAUGUCGAAAGGAGAGGGGAGGGGGAGGAUGGAAUGUCUAAGACUGUGAUUUGUUGGACUAGAUAAAAGGCUAUCGAUCACUGGAGAAUAAUUAUGGGAAUUUCUCAGAGUAUUCAUCAUUAGGAAAAAGCUGUAAGUUUGAACAAGUUCAAUAAAUUUGCCAGUAAUGUAGUAGGAAACCUCA
This is a messenger RNA of Phoenix dactylifera (date palm), 1595 nucleotides long. NCBI's taxonomy places the organism in Eukaryota, Viridiplantae, Streptophyta, Magnoliopsida, Arecales, Arecaceae. The record is from RefSeq and is a predicted model, not a curated record.